CGUGUGUAUUUUGUUAUUAAAAAGAGGUACGAGGCAUCCAAGUAGUGGUGCUUGGAGGUGGCUCAUUUGGUACAGCUAUGGCCGCUCAUGUUGCAAAUAGAAAAGAAAAAAUGGAAGUCAGUAUGCUCGUGCGUGAUCCUCAUGUUUGUCAAUCUUUUAAUCGAAACCAUCUCAAUUGUAAAUACUUUCCAAAUCAUAAGCUACCAGAAAAUUUUGUUGCCACAACUGAUGCCAAAUCUGCUCUGCAAGGUGCUGAUUUCUGCCUUCAUGCUGUGCCAGUGCAGGUCGAGGAAGUAUGAAGCCCGUGAGCUGAAUUAUUUUGUUGAAGCCUAUUUUCUUCCUGGGGCGAAAUAUCUUUGUGAUUCCAUUUUAGUUCUGCUCCAAUUUUUACUCGUAAGUGCAAUGAACAUAUUAAUACAGUUACCAGCUUAAUUAGAGAGAAACUCAGGAACCUACGGCGAUGUAUACAUCAAAUUUAAAGUAGAAGACAUUGCAGAGUUUUAUAUUGUUGAACUAUCCAAUUGUAUAUUCCAUUUAUGUAUCAUUUAAAUAAAAGAUUCUUAAAUAAUAGUUGCAAUGCAAUGAUAAAUCUUUUGGAUUAGUUUACUGCAAA
Messenger RNA from Chenopodium quinoa (quinoa), 613 nucleotides. RefSeq lists its product as uncharacterized. The record is from RefSeq and is a predicted model, not a curated record. The transcript is spliced from 4 exons. NCBI's taxonomy places the organism in Eukaryota, Viridiplantae, Streptophyta, Magnoliopsida, Caryophyllales, Amaranthaceae. The coding region runs from base 88 to 432 and encodes 114 amino acids.